AAAUUUAUUGGCACUGGGCUGCACCAAUUUUCAUCCAGCUAAAAGGUGCCAUGGCAGCACUGCACUCAUUUCACUCACUCCAAUUUCGAGCUGUCAGUCACGUACACAAAAAUUGUAAACAAAUUGAGAAAACAUCAGGGAAAUUGCGUAUUGGCGGAAAAUUUAACAUAUUUCAGCAAAUCGUUCAAGUUGAAAUGGAUCUUAAUCACCGUCUUAUUGAGGCCGUGCGUCAGUGUCCCUUCCUCUACAAUAACAGCGUGUCCUUACCGGAACGCAAGUGUGGCUGGCAACAGAUAGCAGAGCAAAUGAAAAUGCAAGAGGCACUUUUGAAGAGUCGUUGGCACUUUCUGUGCGAGCACUAUAAACGUAACGCCAUAACCGACAGCCAGGUUGCUCCUAACCAGUUUCCAUACAAGAAGGAAAUGGAGUUUCUCUUGCCCUACUUGCGGCCGCCCCAGCGGGAAGAGCGGCCAAGCGAAGAAAGUUUACCGAUGAAUGUUAUAAAGCCUGAGUUUGUAAUCACAGAAAAAGAUUUGGAAAACGACAGCGGCAGCGAGGAGUACGUGUUUCUGGAAGUGGAAACGCUCGGCUCGGAAGAUGAAACAAACAAUGAAGCAACACAUCAAUUGAACGAUAAUGAACUACGAAAUGAAUUACAGGAAGAAGGGCAGGAACGAAUGCGAGAGCAGGAGCAGGAGCAUGAACAGGACCAACAACAACAGGAUAACGAAGUAAAUGAAAUCGAAAGAAUUGAAGUAGAGGUGCAUAUAAAGCAGGAGGAACCAGAAAAUCUACAACAGUAUAAUGAAAUCCUAAGAGAGUCUAGACAUUUAAAAAAAGAGAUUCAAGAGGUCCAAUGCAAUAGAAGUGGCGCCACCGAGGAGGAAGCCGUUCGUACUCAAAUCCAUGAAGCAACCGAGGAAAAGGUGGAGGGCAAAGUGGAAAUACGGGAAGGAGACAGCAGCAGUGAUAAUACUGCGGGCAGUGAUAAUACUGCGGGCAGUGUAAGUACAAACAACACGACUAACCGCAGUAACAAUCCGGAAGAACGGUGUGAAGACGCUAUAUUUGGUGAAUUGGUUUCCGCAAUGUUAAAGAAAAUGCCGGCAGAAAAGAAGCGCGCCGUCAAACGUGACAUCAUGAAUUUGUUGCUAACUUAAGAUGAAAAACACCGCCAGACUGUGGCGUUGUAUUUCUUCAUUCUUCAAAAUUUUAUCAUAUUUAUGCAAGUAAGCGCUAAGUCAUUUUUAAACGUAUAAUACAUUUAAAAGUAUAUGAAAAAAGCGGAUAAAGCUCAAAAAUUAGAUUUGUAGGUUAACGUAAUAAUAUGCAUAUUUCUUAAGCAUAAAAGUGACAUAAAAUUUAUCUUAGAACA
This is a messenger RNA of Rhagoletis pomonella (apple maggot), 1375 nucleotides long. RefSeq names its product bromodomain-containing protein DDB_G0280777-like. Bases 51 to 1160 code for a protein of 369 amino acids. The record is from RefSeq and is a predicted model, not a curated record. Gene Ontology annotation, biological process: regulation of transcription by RNA polymerase II. The transcript is spliced from 2 exons. Gene Ontology annotation, cellular component: transcription regulator complex; nucleus. NCBI's taxonomy places the organism in Eukaryota, Metazoa, Arthropoda, Insecta, Diptera, Tephritidae.